Messenger RNA from Trichoplusia ni (cabbage looper), 5149 nucleotides. It is a transcript of the gene Tollo, whose product is annotated as toll-like receptor Tollo. Gene Ontology annotation, molecular function: protein binding. Gene Ontology annotation, cellular component: extracellular matrix. The coding region runs from base 831 to 4634 and encodes 1267 amino acids. Gene Ontology annotation, biological process: signal transduction. Lineage: Eukaryota; Metazoa; Arthropoda; Insecta; Lepidoptera; Noctuidae. The transcript has a single exon. The record is from RefSeq and is a predicted model, not a curated record.
UUACUUUUUUAUAAAUAAUUUACUAAUUUGUCACUGAAAAAUUGAAAUGAUCAUGUCUUGAUGGCAUGAAAGGCAAGGCAAGAAACUGUAAAACGUAUUCUCUAAUUAAAGUGAGACGUCAAAUACCUACCAUUAAUUUCAUUAGCGAUAGUGAGUAAACAAAAUGUCAACAGUCAUCAAAUGUCUGCAAUACAAUUCUAUCAACCGGAGUGUUAACAAGCAGCGACUGUAGCAGUGCGCCCGCGCACUACCUGGCCAGCUGCCUCAAGCCCCCACCAACCUAUGCGCGCCUUACCCCGCUACCAUCCCUCUGUCUUGCUCACACACACCGUAUUCAAGCUUGCUCUAACACCACAAAAAGCGGUUUCGUUCUAUGGUGUUGUGUGCUUCAUGUGAAUGUGUGCGUUCAGUGUAUUUUUCUGACAAGCGUCGCGGCAAAACCGAUAGAACCGAACGCGAAACAAUCUUGAAGGCGCUUAAUUCGUUUUGGGUCUAGGCGUGAAUUUACCUGUUGGAACGCGUGAACCGGCGCGGCCUUGUGCGCGAGCGCAGCGCAGGUUCGACUGCGACUCAGUUCCACCCCAGACCUCUGCGUGGUCGGUCGCGUCACGUGCUCUAAGACUCAGUAGGUUGCGGGCACACGAUCCCGUCCAAUUAGUGUUCUCGCGAGAAACGAGUUAAGUGGCCGGUUCGACUAGUGAAGUACUCGACUGCAAAGCGAAAUAAAAUGAACUAGUGCUUCGAUAAUGCGAUGUUUAAGUGGAAAUUCAGUGCGAAACGAUGAUAAAUAAAACUAUGUAAUAUAAAGUGAUAAUAGUGAAAACAAAGCAAUGUUCCCCACACGGUUUACGUGCGCCUUGUUGGUGCUAAGCACUACUUUAACGGUUCGGGGUGCAUCGUUAUCGGCUGGUACGCGGUACCAAGCACCCGAUGAAUGCGGGUGGAUGACGGAUUAUGAUGGCUCGGGAGUAGCUUUACAGUGUAGACUAAGGACUAUAAAUAGCGAAUUGGAAAACACAAACUUCAGUGCAAUUCAACCACAUCCGACUGUGAGGUUGCGUCUUGAAUGCAGCGACGCCUUGUUCUUCCAAAGCUCACUAGCUCCGGGUAGCUUCCGCCAAUUGAUUGAGCUGCGCGAGCUUACUAUUGAGUAUUGCAAAAUUGGAAAUCUUUCCGACAGUGCAUUUACUGGUCUCCGCGAAUUAAGGAAUCUAACUAUAAGGACACACAACACGGAUUGGUCCACUAUGUCACUUGAAAUAACUCCAAGCGCUUUUUCGCGUGACGUACAAAACUUAGAACGCUUGGAUCUCAGUGAAAACAACAUGUUAGUGUUUCCAGAAGGAGCGCUUUGCACAUUAAGAAACUUGGAAUACCUAAAUAUGACUGGUAAUAGGAUGAGAGAUAUAAGCCAUUUUCAAUUCUCAUCAGCACAUCGUCAUCCGACGGAGAAAUGCGGAGACAAUCUGUUAGUUCUAGACCUCUCACGAAAUGUCAUAGACACAUUACCGCCAAAUCUUUUGUCAGGAUUAAGAAGACUGCAAAAACUAUACUUCCAGGGCAAUGGCUUAAACUCGAUUGCAGAUAGAGCGCUUGAAGGACUAAUAUCCUUAACUACAGUUAGAUUUUCUGACAAUCAGCUAACAAGCUUGCCGCCAGAACUAUUCAGCGACACAAAAGAACUCAAGGAGAUAUAUCUAAACAACAACACAAUUACAGUUCUCGCCCCGGGACUGUUCAGUGAUUUGACUCAGCUUUUAGUAUUAGAUCUGUCAUUCAACGAAUUAACUUCUGACUGGAUCAACACUUCAACAUUUUCUGGUCUGAAAAGACUAGUUUAUUUGGAUUUCUCUCACAACCGAGUGUCAAAAAUGGAAAUCGCCCUAUUAAGAGACCUACACAAUUUACAAAUAUUGAAAAUGCAAGACAAUUUCAUAGAGCACAUUCCUGAAAAUGUAUUCAGUUCACUUAGCAAUUUACACACAUUAACUUUAUCAAAUAACAGACUGACAACUAUUGAAAGCUAUGCAUUUAUGGGACUACAAGUUCUAUCGGUUUUGUCUAUUGACAGUAAUCGCAUUUCUAAGAUACAUCCACAUGCAUUGAGGAAUUGUUCUUCAUUACAAGACUUGCAUAUCAACGGAAACCGGCUCGACGAAGUACCUAUGGCCUUAAAAGAGAUCCCUCAGCUCAAAACCCUUGAUUUGGGAGAAAACCUGAUAGUCAGCAUAGAAAACGCAUCUUUUAUGACCAUGGAGCAAAUGUAUGGUCUGAGAUUAACAGAAAAUAACAUUGGCAAUAUCAGCAAAGGUGUUUUUGAUAAGAUGACUUCAUUAAAGAUUUUAAAUUUAUCAAGAAAUAAAAUUCACAAAAUUGAAGCCGGUUCCUUCGACGCAAACGUGAAUUUGCAAGCAAUAAGAUUGGAUGGAAAUUACUUAACAGAUAUCGGUGGACUUUUUGCGAAACUACCAAAUUUAGUAUGGUUGAACAUUUCUGAUAACCGAUUGGAAUGGUUCGACUAUGCAAUGAUUCCAACUGGAUUGCAGUGGCUGGAUAUUCACGCUAACAGGAUUGCUGAACUUGGAAAUUACUUUGAGAUUGAAUCGCAGCUAUCGCUCAGUACUUUCGACGCCAGUUCUAAUAAGUUAACUGAAAUAACUGGCAGUGCAAUACCUAACUCGGUGGAAAUGUUAUACUUGAACGACAACCUUAUUUCGAAAGUACAGUCGUACACAUUCUUUAAGAAACCGAAUUUAACUCGAGUUGACUUAUAUGGCAACAAAAUAACAAGUUUAGAUCCAAAUUCUUUAAGAAUAUCUGCUGUGCCGCAAGAUAAAACGGUGCCCGAAUUCUUUAUAGGCGGUAACCCGCUUGAAUGUGAUUGCACAAUGGACUGGUUGCAGAAAAUCAACAGUGGAAACCGAGCUAGAACACAGCCAAAAUUGAUGGAUUUGGACAGCAUAAACUGCAAACUAUUAUAUAGUCGUGGAAAUGCCCAUGUCGCCCUCAUUGAAGCUGCGCCACAUCAGUUUUUAUGUAAAUACGAGUCUCACUGCCACGCUUUGUGUCAUUGCUGUGAUUUUGAUGCGUGUGACUGUGAAAUGACAUGUCCCAACAACUGUACUUGUUAUCACGAUCCAUCGUGGUCAGCUAAUGUCGUUGACUGCGCAAACUCCGGUUACGUUAAUACUCUGCCUGAGAAAAUACCUAUGGAAGCCACCCAACUGUACCUUGACGGCAAUGACAUCAAAGUAUUACCAAGUCAUGCCUUUAUUGGGCGAAAAAAAUUGAAGAUUUUGUUCCUAAAUGCAUCUAGCAUUGAGACAAUUCACAAUAGAACAUUUAAUGGUUUGAAAGAAUUGGAAAUCUUACACUUGGAUUACAACAGCAUCUCAACUAUUGAAGGCCAAGAAUUUGAUGGAUUGGAUAAUUUACGAGAACUGCAUAUAAACAAUAACAGGAUUAAACACAUCGGGAAAGAAAUGUUCAAUCACAUGGCGCGCCUGAAAAUAUUACGCCUGCAUCAUAAUAGACUUGUUACGCUGACAGUGUGGCAAAUUAAUCCUGCGAUAACGGAAAUUACACUUUCAUUUAAUCCGUGGUCAUGUGAUUGCGAAUACACUGAAAUGUUUCGCGAGUGGACAAAGAGAGUGAGUUCAAUAACGGAUCUGUCAGACAUCAAAUGCAUUUAUGCGAAGGGAAAUACGACUGAAUUGAUGGUUUAUAACGAAAGCAUAUUUACUGACCCGGAAAGUGGAUUCAAAAUUGCAAGUGAAAACGGAACUCUGUGCACUGGAUUGCCCAGCAUUAACAACAGCAUUAAUGGCAAUUUGACUGCAACUCGCACAAUAAUCACAAGUGAAGAAGUUCAAGACUACAUACCACUGUUAGUAGCCACACUGGGAUGUUUUUUAAUUGUAUCCUUAGUGAGCAUGCUUAUUUUUAUAUUCAGACAAGAAAUGCGAGUGUGGUUCCAUUCAAAGUUUGGUGUGCGACUGUUUUAUAGAGCCAGUGAUAGAGAAGACUCAGAGAAAAUGUAUGAUGCGUUUUUAUGCUAUAGUUCCAAGGAUGAAGUUUGGGUUACUGAAGAACUGGCACCGAUGUUGGAGCGCGGUGAUCCAUCUUAUAAACUCUGUCUGCAUUACCGUGACCACGUGACAGAGAAGAUAAGACAGGCUGUGGAAUCUUCACGUCGCACAAUCAUGGUGCUCAGUGAAAACUUUCUAAGAUGUGAGUGGGUGCGAUAUGAGUUAAAAUCGGCUUUGCACCAAGUGUUGAGGGACCGGCGAAAAAGACUGAUUGUAGUGUUACUAGGACAAGUGCCUCAAAAGGAUCUCGAUCCUGACAUAAGACUGUAUUUAAAAACGAAUAAGUGUUUGCGUGCGGAUGAUAGGCUAUUUUGGGAAAAGUUGAAGUUUGCGUUGCCUGACGUGCGCAAUAAUCAGCGAUGUCGCGGUGUUCCGAGCCCCGUGGUGAGCGGCGGCUUGCCCAUGCACCGACACCACCACGGCAGGAACCACCUGGGCAUGCUGCCGCAGCCGCCGGUGCACGGGGCGCACCCUGUGCUCCCACCGCACCCCUCGCACCAGAUGCCGCCUCGUGCAUCGCCCCGCACCAUGUCCGUCCAUGUGUAAAGUGCAAAUAGACUGUUUAACUGUUACGAAGUGAUUUCAAUAAAAAAGUGAGUGAUUUUAGGACAUUAAAAAUGAAGUGACCAUUAUGUUUCAUAAUUGUGUUGGCUAGUCGGUUAGCGUAUAUGAACUGUACAUAAUAAUAUUUGUAGUUAUAGUCGUGUAAAUAUGCCUUAUAUUGUAUAUGUUUAAUAUUAAGCUUAUUUGACAAAAUAAUCUCUUAGGAAUGUCAGUUUACAAAAUAUUGUAAUACCUUUGUUGUAAUUACAAUGUCUGUCAUAUUAUGUGAUCUGAGCUUAACUAAAUGAUGUAUAAAUAACUAGUGUAUGAGUUAGGCCUAUUCAGGCUGUGUUUGUUGGGCAAGACUUGCCGACUACUAUUAAUUAAAAUGGCAAUACUGCCGCAAUCUGUGAUAAAUUUAGAUAUAGUUAGCGUUCAUUUUAUAUCACAUUAAUGUAUAUUUUGUAUUGUAGUCUGAACUAAAAGAAUAUUUAUUGUGGAAAACAUCUAAUCGAAAA